GAUUUGUUGGAAUAACGAGGCGAAUGUGGUCCAAGUGCAUUCCGGCGUCUGUCCCAUUCCGCCAUUUUGAAAUGAAAACCUGAGAGUAGGCUAUAGCAAGAUUAAAAUUCAGGAGGAGGAGGAGAGUACGAUCAAGGAGGCAAUAACACGAAUUGAAGAGAAAGAUGGCAAACAAAUUCCUUGUUGUUCUUGGUUGUUGGUUGAUACAAUUUCUCGAGGUAGGGACGAUUAAGUCUUUUGCUGUCCUUCUUGGUCAUAUUGUAAGAGACCUCGAAUCCACCACAGGAAGACUAGGGAUGUAUAUUGGACUGUACCAUGCAGUCACAAUAAUGUCAGGUAUUGUUGUAAAGGCUCUUCUUAAUCGGUAUUCCCCUCGCUCCCUAUCUAUGCUUGGUGGAUUGAUAGGCUCUCUAGGCCUUAUGAUAUGCUCUGAAGUUACCAAACCUAUCUACUUUGCAGUCUGUCUUUUUAUAUCAGGACUCGGAUUUUCAAUGGCCGUCCUCCCGUCCAUGGUGUCAGUGAUGUAUGCCUUUGGGGACAAAUACAUGUUGCCUUUCUCAGUCGGCUUAAUGGGUGGCGGGAUGGGAAUGAUGAUAUUACCUCUUCUCACCCAGAAACUCCUGGAGGCCUACACUUGGCAAGGUGCUCUCCUUAUUCUCGGAGCAAUAAACCUACAUGUGGUUGUAUCUGGGGCAUUGUUUGAAAAAGCCAUAUUGCAAAAAGAAUCACCACCUUAUCAAAGUGAUCUUCAAGAAACACCUCAGACUCGUGAUGCCUCGUACGAGCAAGAUUCUUCAACGAGCGAUCUACAUCGUGUUGGAAAUGGCGACAGAGUGCAACACCACGCUUCACAAAGCGAUUCAUGGCUAUUUCGGUGUUCCCGCAGGACUGUGGAACUGUUUAGGGCUGCUCGUCAAGGAGCGGGUAUGGGGGUUUUCAGUGAAUAUCCUAUAAUCAUGUAUGCAUUACUAGCUGCGUAUCUUCAUGGGGUAUCGUAUAUUGGUUGGACCGUCUUCGUUAUUUCGAAUGCAGAAGCGAAAGGAUUUGAUGAAUCAAUUGCUGUGUUUCUCUCUCUUGUUGCUGGAAUAGGAAACAUCAUAGGACGCCUGAUGCCAGGACUCUUGAACUAUCUAAAUAAAGAUAUGUUUCCUUCAAGGAAUUCAUUCAUACUUUUCGGUAUCAUUGGUGCGUUACCGCUUUGUUUGAAUGGGAUAGCGUCUCGUUUCUCAACAUUAUGCGUAUUUGCUACGCUCAAUGGUCUAGCCUUAGGAGCGAAGACGAUCGUCAAGAAUACCACGGUGGUAGACGUAGUUCCGCCAUCUUUGUCGUCAACGGUUCUUCCUUUCGCCAUGAUUUGUUCCGGGCUCGGUGAAAUAACAGGUGGCUGGAUGACAGGACGAAUAUUUGACCUAACUGGUUCCAUGGACACUUCCUUUCUUUUCCUCGGAUGCGUAGAUAUAUUCAGCGUCGUAGUUCUUUUGCUUAGCCUACUCCAUGGGAAGAUUCAUCAUCUUAGAUCAUAA
This is a messenger RNA of Strongylocentrotus purpuratus (purple sea urchin), 1523 nucleotides long. RefSeq names its product monocarboxylate transporter 12-like. The coding region runs from base 165 to 1523 and encodes 452 amino acids. Gene Ontology annotation, biological process: transmembrane transport. Lineage: Eukaryota; Metazoa; Echinodermata; Echinoidea; Camarodonta; Strongylocentrotidae. The transcript is spliced from 4 exons. Gene Ontology annotation, molecular function: monocarboxylic acid transmembrane transporter activity. The record is from RefSeq and is a predicted model, not a curated record.